AUGCGCCGUUACUUUGACCAGUUCGGGGACAUUCUUGAGGCGGUAGUCAUCACCGAUAAGAACACCGGCCGAUCCAAGGGCUACGGUUUUGUGACCUUCCGGGAUCCAGAGUCUGCUAGGAGGGCCUGUGCCGAUCCCACCCCAGUCAUUGAUGGCAGACGAGCAAACUGCAAUUUGGCAUCGCUUGGGAGGCCACGGCAGCCAAUGUCUUACGGGCGCUUGAGACCAGCUACCCCAUAUGUUGCCAAUGUGCAAGCUGGAAGGGGAGCUUACGUUGGAGGUGUUGGCUACCAGCAGCAGCUUCCUUAUAACUACCAGCAAGGAUUGGUAUAUCAUCCAUACGGCUAUGCAGCCUAUGGGCCUGAAUAUGUUUACCCACAGGGUGUCUACAACCCUUAUUCUGGCCAACAGUACCUUCAGAUAUACGGAGUACCCGGGGCGGUCAACACAACUGUUUAUCCCUAUGGACAGGUAGGUCAAACAGUUUAUGGUGGUCACUCAUAUCCAGCAAUGCAGGGAUAUGCCAUGCCAGGCCAUCAGCUGGUGCAGUUUGGUGCUCCCAGCGUUAGUGGUAUGACGACUUCAGCUAUGCCCUCAAUUCAAGCACCAUAUCCAGCAGGGAUAGCAACACAUGUUCCUGCACAACCACAGUUUAUGGUUCCUUCUCCUUCUCAGUAUAUGCAAGGCAGCGGUUCUGACCAAACAGCUGGGUGA
This is a messenger RNA of Linum trigynum, 714 nucleotides long. The record is from the annotation of a GenBank genome assembly. Lineage: Eukaryota; Viridiplantae; Streptophyta; Magnoliopsida; Malpighiales; Linaceae.